AUGUCGCGGAGCAACUCACUGCAAGAAUACAACUGGGAAACUCAGUACGACGAUGCGCAGGUGCAAUAUCCUCGUCCCAUUCCGGACGAAGUUAUCAGCGUCUACGAGGUUUACGUGAAGGAGGAGUCGUCGGGCUUGGACUCGAGGAACGAUGCGCCGAGCGUGUCGGGAUUAAGCAGCGCAGCCGAUCAGCAGUUGAUCCAAGCUGACUGCGUGGACACGGACGCAACCAUGGACUCGGAUGUAAUCAAUAUCGACAGCACCGUUGCGAAAUUCCUCGGCAAGGACGUGCUAAGGUAUAAAAUCCUCGAGCAAAGCGCCAGCGCGCCCGACGAGAACAUGGUCGUGUAUUCGCGUCCCGUUGCCGAAGGUCCUUCGAGCUCGACGACGCGACUUGUCGAUAAGGAUGACCCGAGGUCCAGGUUGCACUUUGUCAAGUAUCUCAAACGAGACGGCAAGACUCUAAAGAUUUGGGAAUGCGGCAUCUGUUCAAAAGAGUUUCGCCAUCAGUACACCUUGAUGAGACAUCUGCCGACACACACCGACGAGAGGAACUUCAAAUGCGAGGCUUGCGGUAAGGCUUUCCGCCAGCUGUCAACAUUGAGCCAGCACAAAGCUAUACACAGCGACGCCAGGCCCUACGUGUGCGAGUUCUGCAAGAAAACGUUUAAUAGAGUAUCCACGUUGAUCUCCCAUCGGAAAACGCAUUCGGAACACAAGCCGCACAAGUGCCACGUGUGCGGCAAGGGAUUUCAUCAGAAGGGCAAUCUGCGCAAUCACGUGUUCACGCACACGAAUGAGAGGCCGUACAAGUGCGAUCUCUGCGGUAAGGGCUUCAACCAGAUGUCGAAUUUGGUCUGUCACAAGAUGAAAGCGCACGCACACGCCGACAAGAUGCAGUAUUCUUGCGGAGUCUGCGGAAAGGAAUUUCCGCGCAGGUUCGCUUUGAGAUCGCACGAGGAAUAUAAGCACGGCGUGAAAUAUCGAAGCACGGGCAACGCGCAGUCCGCAGCUACGGCGAACGAAUCCAAUGUCGCGAAAAGCAAGAACGUCCGAAUCAUACAGUUGUAUAAUGGCGACCGGAGUCAAACGAGCGAAAAUAAAAAGGAGGAUUACUUGGACUCGUCGGAUCUGGCGGACAGCAUUGUGAUAGACAAGAUCGAUACGAAAGCAAUGGAGAUGGCGUUGCUCCAAGGGCAGAUCCCCUUUGCUCUCUACAAACCCGCCAAAGGUAUACCGAUUCUCGUGAAAGUUUGGGCCACCGCGAAUAAUAAACACGCACUUACACCCGCGACUGCCGAGGAUUUGCGAAUGGCCGGAAAAAUUACUCCGAAUCCCAACGAGACCGCGGACAAUGAAGGCUCGAAGGCAAUGCAAGUGAAGGUACCCGUGGUCGCCACAGUGAUACAGAACAUCGAACCCGACGGCAAAUCUAGUUUCAUCGUCGAGCCGCCUAGUGCGGAACAUGAGCACGACGAUUUGGUGACGACGUUGGAUUCGCAGUUCUCAUUAUCCGAGCUGAAUCACGAUGAACCAGACCACCGGCAGAGCUGCCCGAACUCGGCUCCAUCGAUGGAGGACUGCAACGAGUUGUUGGAGUUGGCCGCGCAAGGCGGAAUACAGUUUGUUCGCGCCACCGAGGAUGGUCGUUACGAGAUUAUGACAAACAGCGAAGCUCGUGACUUGAUGGCGCAGAAUUCCCACGACGUAACGAUUCUUGACGGCGAACAGGCGGACGCCAUCAAUCUCGCCAAUAUACGCAAUAACGAUGACGUCAUCAUCGGCGACAACGAUAAUCAGAUCAUGGUGCUGGAAUCCGGCCAGAAAUCUAUGUCAAUGGACGGCAUCGAAAUUCUCGAGGACAAAGACAUUAGGAUUCUCGAGGGUAAAAGCCUCGACGAUCGUUUCGUGGAUGGCAUAACAUUCCUUUCCCAGGCCAAAUUCGACGAUCUCAUACUCGGUCCCAAAUCGCUGGGUAUCGACGGCGAUAGCGCGUUGGCGGGACACGGCGAUGCAAUGUCCAUGCCAACGAGCCAGCAAGACCUAACAGGCAUCUUGGGUCAAUCCUCGAACCUGUCCACUAGCUCGCACUCCUCGUUAUCGUCUCUAUUAGCGAAGAACCAUCCGCCAUUGUCGCUAUUGAACGAGACGCUCCCAUACUUGAAGAGCAAUCAGAGCUUCGUGGAGGAUCUAAACAUCCUCGGUGUCUCCCCCGUUGAAGAUCACCAUUCGGAAUACGAUUCGAAGAUGAAACUCUCCUCUAUGUUCGACGACGAGUGCGAUAUCGGCUUGAUAUCGUUUGGUCAAUCGGACAUGAAUAUGCUUGACCCCGGGAAUCAGAGUAUCAAAUUUUUCAGUGACAAGUUCUAUCAGCCGCCUCCGAAAGUAUUUCCCGGUUACAACGAAGUGAGGAUUCUGGGACCGAAGAAUCACAAUCGCGAAACGUUCAUUCCGCACUACCAAGACGCCAGGAUCCUCAGUCCUUUCGAGCAGUUCCUCAAAAACACGGCUAUACAGACGAACGCUUGCGUGCCCAACACAAUCGAUGCGGCCUCCGAGGGAUGUCGAAAAGAGGUGAAGAUACUCGGUAAAAAGCUCGGCACUGGCAUUAUCACCACAACCGAGCAGGGCAAUGUCGUCGAGGUUGUCGACGAUAAAACUAAAUUCGAAACGGACAUCGUGGUGGAUCUCUGCGACAACGUCUUGCAGCAGUGCGCUGCCGUGCCGUCGCCGCGACGAUUGCACCGACAGUCAAUGGAGAACGAUGACGCGGACAGCUUUUUGCUCCAAGCUUGCAGCCCGUGCGAUUUUCUGAAUUUUGGAAAUCGACUCACCGGCAAGGACCUGUCGCCCGAAGGUCACUUCGACAGAGGCCAAAAGGAGAAUCGCGAAGAUAGUUUUGUUUCCGGGGACAUUUUGGACCUGAACUGA
Messenger RNA from Dinoponera quadriceps, 2931 nucleotides. RefSeq lists its product as uncharacterized. The record is from RefSeq and is a predicted model, not a curated record. Lineage: Eukaryota; Metazoa; Arthropoda; Insecta; Hymenoptera; Formicidae. Gene Ontology annotation, cellular component: nucleus. Bases 1 to 2931 code for a protein of 976 amino acids. The transcript is spliced from 17 exons.